Molecule: messenger RNA, 5548 nt
Organism: Anarrhichthys ocellatus (wolf-eel)
Lineage: Eukaryota; Metazoa; Chordata; Actinopteri; Perciformes; Anarhichadidae
Product: kinesin-like protein KIFC3
Exons: 21
Coding region: 2685-5459 (924 amino acids)
Biological process (GO): microtubule-based movement
Cellular component (GO): microtubule cytoskeleton
Molecular function (GO): microtubule binding; ATP binding; microtubule motor activity
Source: RefSeq, a predicted model, not a curated record
CAGUGCAGUGUUUACGAGGAGCUAUGAAGGCAUCUCUUGGAGCAUGCGCACUGGCCAUAUCCGGACUUGUCACGUGUCAAAACAAACCUGCAAGUGUUCCUGCGCAAAGUUUGGUUUGUUUGUGCUCUGUUUAUUAGCUGACUUUAUAAAAUACUAUCCGAUAUUCAGAUACAUGCAACAGUUUUAGUAACUAAAGUUGCAAAAAUCGUGGAUGUUUACAGGAGUGUCACUCGUCCUCAGGAUCAAUGGCGGCCUGUGUAACAGAGUGGGUAACAACAUCUUGUUCCAACAUCAUUUUGUCUGCCACGGCAUUGUACUCUUCUUACAGACUCUUUAAGGAUCACAGGGCUCCUUCAGUAGGCCUCUUCCUGCUUGGACUCUCUGCAGCACUUUGCAUCCUGCUUCCCUCCAGCUCAUACCUCGCCUCCAUCCAGAGAGAAGCAGAGUGGGCCGGCGAGGUUUUGGCUCCAGCGCUGUUCGCCUUUGAGUUCCUUUGGCUCAGUGAAGACCACAACACGGCACACAUCCUCCUUUGUGGUUCCUGUCUGCUGCUGGGAUUGAGUGACUGGCUCUCAGCAGACGCUCUCACGCUUAUGACACACUGCCUCGGUUUGUCUUCCCUGUCCUGCUGCCUGACGGUGUGCCUGUUUGCCGGUAAUGCUUUAGGGGCCUUUGGCGGUGUGGCCCUCAGCCUCCCGUUGCUUGUGGCUCAGAGGGUCGGAACAAACACUUUUGCUCUGCUCAUUUCUCCGGCUGCAACUGAGGGUCUCACCAAGAGUCUGUUAAAGGGCUCCAUGUCUGUUGGCUGUUGGGCCUCCACACAGGCCCUCAGCAGGUUUCUGUUGGAUGUGACUGACCGAUGUAACAUAGGCCUUUAAUAAACCAGUAGAGAUAUUGGCUGUGGGACAGAGUGACGAAAUGGACCUAUGCAAAAAUGAAUGUGCCUAACUUAAAAGCAUUUCAGGACAUUUGUGAAGAAGAUUUGAGUUGUAUUAAUUGUAUUUCCGUUGCCAUUUGAACUCAUAGUGCAACAGAACUAUUUAAAUGAGCUAUCUGAAGAUUUCCCUUUUGGAAAUCACUGGCAUUGUUAACACUCUCUGAAUGCCUUGUAGAUGCCUUGAUUCAUUUGUGAAUCAAAAAAAAUUAUCAACAGAGUAAUCAAAAAACUAAUACGAUGAUAACUGCUUUUCAAACAGGAUCAUGCUUUGUGUUUUAAAGUCGUCUGCAUGGUAAUGAAAAGUCUUUACAACUGGUAGCCCACGGGGACAUUCUGCGUCACUGGGAUGCAGCAAUAACCUUUUUAGACAUAAUGAGAGCCCUGAUGACAUUAAUUAUGCAUUUCAAUUUCAACAUUAUGUGGGCAUUUUAAUUAGCUAUGUGAUCAUUUCCAAGGAUGUCUAGCAGGCGCUGCUCCCCUUUAGGCUAUCGACACCCUCCACAUCAUGUCUCUCUAGCAGUUUUAGUGUUGUAAAUUCCAAAAACAUCCAGCUGCCUCAGAGUACGGGUCCUAUUUGUUCUGCAGCCUCAGCGCUAUCGCUGUUUAUAUAUCUGCAGUGGUCUAAGCUCUGGGCUCUGCUCUUACCUCAUCCUCGUUUGAUACUUAUUAAGACACUUUUUUAUUACUUUCUUGGUUUUUAGGGGUGACAAUGUUAUAACAUAAAUGACCUCAUCCGUUUAACUCUUUGUCCACAGUGUUAUCCUUGCAAGAUAUUAAUAUUCUUUACAGAUAUGUGUAGGGUAUGUACACUGCAGAUUCUCUCACAGGAUUUCAGAGUUGUGAUUGGCUGCCUCAGCAGUUUUACUGCAGCGUAACAACAAGCAUCUGUGGCUGUGUUCCUGUCUGUGGGACGGACAGGGGACCAGGAACAUUUCAUCAUGUACUCCUUUGUAAGUUUGAGGUGCCAUGAUAAUGAUAAUCAUGCUGCCUGUGCUUUUUUUUUUUUUUUUUUUUUUUUUUUAAAUGAUUCAUCGAGUUCAUGUAUUUUUUGGCAAUGUGGAAGUAUUUAAAAGUUUAGAAAUGUCUCAUGUAAUUUUUAUUUAAUUGCUUUUGGUUGAUACAAAAUGUAAAUGUACACUCAAGGAAGAUUACAUCGACAUAACCUCUAAAUAUAUAUUAUAAUAAAUGAUGUAAAUGUUUAUCAAAAUAUCACUCCAGUAAUGUCAUUUUACAUUGCAUUUGAAAGUUCUCUUGGCUCAUGUUCAAGUGUCCAAUUGUUGUACCGUUUACAGUCCUUGCAAACAUCCCAAUAUUUGCAAGUGCAUUAUAUUGUAGUUUAUGAUUUGUAUGAGCAGCUGGCACAUCUCAUCCACCGCUGUCUCUGGCUGCUGGUAUCAGCGUCAACCCCCUCCUGGCUCAAUUAGUCUCCAUACCGACUCCGUCACCCCUCCACUGCAGCGGAUGAAGAGACUGCACUGAGCAUGCUCGCUGCAGAUGCAGCCUGUAGUGGAGAUGGAACAAAGUGGAGGGGAGGAGAAAGGGGAGGAGAGAGAACGGCAGAGAGGGAGUCACACACACACACAACGCUGGGAUGCUGUUGCAGCUCUGAGAACAAGGGCUGCAUGGGAAGAUUUGUCAUUGAAAACACAGAUGGAGUGUGAAGGGGGAAUACAAAUGACUUGGAGGUCAGAUUGUCAUCAUCAAAGAGGAACAGAUAUGUAAUAAGGGGGACUUGGAUGGUGUAGAGAUGUACGCCUUCUACUCCCUCUUAGUCUACAUCUUCUACACUGUCUUUAAGAAGGAGGAGGAGGAGGAUGAAGCUUUGGAGGGGGCACAGGGAUCUUCCUCAGAUCAGCCAAGACCUGUUUCCAUGGAAACAGGGACCAGGAGGAAAAAUGGCCGCACCUCCAAAAUGGGAAAAAAGGCUUGUGUUCGGCUUGGUGAAUCCAGCAGUAGCAGUGACAGCGAUGAAAUGUCUCUGAGUGACGAAGGUGAGGUACAAGGUCCGGACAUCCCAGCAUGCACUCCUCUGGCUGCUUUUCUGUCCUUUAAGCAGGAGGCUGAGAAGAGGAGGGCCUCGCAGGUUCAGCUGGAAACAGCAAAGUUGACGGAGUCUCCCCUGGUGGCGGUGAUGUCCCACUUGCUGAGUUUUCUGGAGCAGUACUCCCACUUCCAGCAGCUGCAGCAGCAGGCCGACCAGUACCGGGUCCAGCUGAAGAGGCACCGCGUCCAGCACCGCCGCCAGAUGAAGGCCCUGCGAGCGUCAUACCGCCAGCGCCUCAGGGACAAGAGCAGCAUCAUCAGCAGCCUGGAGGAGGCCUUCAGCCAGCAACAGACGCCCAGUCCGCUGAGUGAGGGCGAGUCCAGCAGCGAUGCAGGGACACAAGCUGGGGUUCACAGGCUGGUUGAGUCUCUGUACGGUCUGCAGGGUGAAAGGAGUAAGCUGAGAGGAGAACUCCGUCUGCUGCACUCACAGCUGGAGCUGAACGAAAAGGACAGACACUCGCGUAUACAGGCCUUUCAACAGCAGAUCGAUGAGCUCAAGAGUUGCAUAGAGGAGCGCGAGGAGGAGCUGUCUAGAUUGAGAACAGCCACCGGGGCAACAGACUCAGAGAAGCGGGUUCUGUGUCUGUCAGCAGAGAACGACAGUCUGAAGCAGAACCUGAGCGUAACCCAAGGCCUCCUGCAGCAGCUGUCAACCAUCCCCUCCCAGUCCAGCACCAUGCUCAUCAAGGAGAAUGAAAACCUCCGCAGCAGAGUGCAGCAGCUUGAGAUGUCCCUACAGCAGCGUGCUGAGCAGCUGUCACAACUGGAGCGACAGAGCGAACAAAGCGAGUGGAGGAGAGGAGAGGAGCUGAGGAAACGAGAGGACCGAGUGAGGGAGCUGCAGUUGGAGUUGGACAGAGAGAGAGGCAAGGAGCCAGUGGUGAAGUAUGUCACCCAGACUGUGGAGGUGGAAUCACCGACCACAUUAAAGCAGCUGACCAAAGCCAGACAGAAGAAUGAGCUGCUGUCCGAUAAGCUGUCCAAUCAGAAUGAGCGGUGCAAACAGCUGGAGGAACACAUCAGGAAGUCUGAUGAAUACAGCUGCAAUCUGCAGCACAAGAUCGCAGCGUAUGAGCGAGAAAUCAGUAAACUGAGAGAGGACCUGUUGAAAGAGAUUGGCCACUUGGAGGAGAAGAAGGAGGAGGCUGUGAAGGCUGCAGCCACCUGCUCAGCAGAACACUUUCAGAACCUGCAGGAGCAGUUUUUCAGCUUACAGAAGCGUCUGACUGCACUCCCUCCAACUUUACGCUCAAUGAAAACAGACUACACCAGUCUGCGGAGCCAGGUUCGAAACUUCUCAGACUUUUACGGAGCAGCCAUCAGUGACGCAAAAAAACAGAUUUCAGCAGCUAUUAGUGAAAUGUCUGAGGCCAACAAAGAUCUCCUGGAGAAAUAUAGGAAGGAGGUGGCACUGCGCAGGAAGUACCACGAGCAGCUGGUGGAGCUUAAGGGCAACAUCCGCGUGCUGUGUCGUGUGAAGCCUGUGCUGAAGGAGGACCAGCACGAGGAGGGCCAGUCUGUGGUGGUGAAGACGGACUCCAACAAUGAGUCCUCACUCAAUGUGCUGAACAAAGGAAAGAGUCGCAUUUUUGAACUGGACAAGGUCUUCCACCCACAGGCCACACAGGAAGAGGUCUUUCAGGAGAUUGAGCCUCUUGUGACGUCCUGCAUCGAUGGCUACCAGGUCUGCAUAUUUGCCUACGGACAAACUGGCUCUGGAAAAACCCACACAAUGGAGGGCAGUGUGGAGAAUCCAGGCAUCAACCAGCGAGCUCUGAAACAUCUCUUCAGUGAGAUUGAGGAGAGGAAGGACAUGUGGUCUUACACGGUCACUGUCAGCUCUGUGGAGAUCUACAACGAGGUGCUAAGAGACCUGCUGAGCAAGGAUGGAGAUAAACUGGACAUUAAGAUCAACCCGGAUGGAACAGGACAGCUGCAUGUGCCGGGCCUCAGGGUCAUUGAAGUUAAGAGCUUUCAGCACAUCAAGAAGAUUUUGGCGACAGCCCGAAGGAACAGGAUCACCUUCGGCACUCAGAUGAACCAGCAUAGCUCCCGCUCGCAUGCUCUGCUCUGCACCACCGUUCAGGGAACUGACCUCGCCACCGGCUCCAAAACCACCGGCAAGUUGAACCUGGUGGAUCUGGCUGGCUCGGAAAGGGUAUGGAAGUCCGGUGCCGAGGGAGAGAGGCUGAAAGAGGCCCAGAAUAUCAACCGCUCCCUUCUGUCACUGGGGGACGUCAUACAGGCACUGAGAGCUCGCCAGACUCAUAUCCCUUUCAGGAACUCCCGCCUUACCUACUUAUUACAAGACUCCUUGGGCAAAGGCAGCAAGACUGUCAUGGUGGUGCAGGUGUCUGCUCUGGAGAGUAAUGUGGGAGAGACAUUGUGCUCACUGAAGUUUGCCCAGAGGGUGUGCAAGGUGGAACUGGGUCCUGCAGCCAGGAAGAUAGAAUCUGGUGGAGGACAUUGCGACUGAUAGCCUUGAAUCAGCCACUUCCUGGUCCCAGUGAUCACCAUGGUAGCCAUGAAUGCACCCGUGAGAUUGUCACCCACCCGACCAACCAA